AUGACACCAAAGAAACCCUUUAUAAAGACUCUUCGUAGGAAACUCAGGAACAGCUCCGCGAUGCGUCAGGCGCAGCGCAGUCUUGGUGGAUUUGUGCUUGGUUUGGUCCUCGCCUCCGUGUACGGCAUGACAGCGCUGUACAUCCAGAACCAUGACCUCUGGUUCUGCGUCAUCACCACCGGCGUCCUCGCCACGUUCGCCGGGUUCGGAUCGGGCCUCUCCGACCGCGUGCGCACCAACGUCAUGCUGAUGCUUCCAAUGCUGUGUUCGAUGAGGGGUAAAAAUUUCAUUCUCUUCCUCAUUUGUACCUUGGUUAUCCAAGGCCCAGUGAGCAACACAAUGGAGAAUGUUGAACUGGCAGCAGACAGUGUGGUCUGUGGUGCAGAACUGCUUAUGAAUCAGACGCAACAACUCCUGGAGCGUACCGCAAACCCUCUGCAGCCUGCCCUGAAAAAGAUUAAAGAGAUGGCGAGGAAUGCUUACUCAAUGGCAGGCCGAGCACAGAACUUCAUCACAGCUCUGACAGAACCUGUACGGCAUGUUGCUCAUACUCUGAGAAAUGUACUGCACUUCUUGGUGAAUAUUGGUGAUGUAUGUAAUGACAAGCUGGGCAUGCCACAUCAGAAAUGCACCGGGUUGUUUGAUGAGGCCAGCGAAGACUGCAUGGAGCUGCUCUCUGUCUUCUCUUUCCUCUGCCACCUCCUGGAAGGAUUCAGGCCUCUUUGUGGGCUUGCACAUGUGGGACAGCUGUUCUGCAUCCUACCAUCAUAUAUUGCUGACCACAUGAAGACUGCUUUGGCUUUUCCAACUAUUGCAGCAUUCGAUCGAAUUAAGAAAGAGUUUGAAUUCAACAUUUCCACCUCCUCCCACUUUGACCUGCAGCUGAACAACAGUCAGUCCAUGCAGGAUGCCGCUCAGAAUAUCAUGGAAGAGGUAUCCGAGGAGCUGGGCCUCCUGUGGGAGCUCAAGGUCCUAUUGGCAUACAUGGGUUUCUUUCUUCUUCUCUUCAUGUAUCUUCAGGCCGUUCUGUACAAAAAUCGAUACCUUCAUAAUGAUGAAUUUGAGAACAUCUACAUAACAGACCAGUUUAUUGAGUUGGACAGGAAGCUCUCUAGACAGGGCAAAGAAGCAGUACUUCCACUCAACUACAGAGAAACUCUCAACUACAUCAGGCCUUGCUCUCUUUAUCUGACUGUGAGAGAGAGACGGGCUGUGGUUGGUCAGGUGUUUUCCUUGUUCAGGUACAUGGCCAUGAGUGGCAUAUUGAUAGUUUUGGACCUCAUGGUGUUUUGGGUGUUUGAUCUGGUAUACCACCAGGCCCAGGGAGAGAUUGUGACUAGAGCUCCUGUAGUGGUUGCAGUACAAGUGAAUGGAUCUGGUUAUGCCUCAGAUAUCUUUAGGGACAUUGCAGCCUCAUUUGACGUCUUACAGAAAGGAAAUAUCACUGUUCUCAGCCAGAAAUGUCUCAUGAAGCCCUUGGAGCCGGACUACAUGAGAUACCUGCUCAUAGGUCUUCUUUAUGGUUUCACCCUCUUUAUUGUGAUUGCUGGUGGCUAUGUUAAACGUUUACAGAGGUUUGUGUGUGCCAGAUACCAUCCGCAAAGAGAGAAAGAAAGGAUCCGGUACCUCCACAGGCAUAUUCUCUUUCAGCGUGGGUCUCUAGGAAAAGCCCUACUGAGGGCUGUUGCACGGAACAGGGUCGACCAGCAAAACGAUGGCAUAAUACACACUCUGGCCAAAUUUCUGCCAGGCAUUGCCAUCAUAGCUAGAUUCCUAUGUGUCAGUCAAGAAUCUUGCAUGGCCUGUGGGAAAGUGUUGAAGAAGAGCGAUGGUGAUGAUGAUGUGCAUGCCUGCCCCACUCCCCGCUGCACAGGCUGCUACUGUUCGCUCUGCUUCAGACUGAUGGGGAAUAUCUGUGCCAUCUGUAUGAGGCCACUCACGUUCCUGGAGGACUCAGAGCAAGAGCUAGACUCCAGCGAUAAUGAGCAAGUCAAUUUAUGGGACGCCGCUAUAACAUCACCACAGAUCAGCCGGAGCAAACCCCAAAGUUACAGUACACCCAAUCAGGACCAUUCCAUCUGGAUCGACGAGCAAUCCAGCCAUUUUUAA
This is a messenger RNA of Myxocyprinus asiaticus (Chinese sucker), 2109 nucleotides long. Its product is annotated as DC-STAMP domain-containing protein 2-like. The transcript has 15 exons. Lineage: Eukaryota; Metazoa; Chordata; Actinopteri; Cypriniformes; Catostomidae. Gene Ontology annotation, cellular component: membrane. Bases 1 to 2109 code for a protein of 702 amino acids. The record is from RefSeq and is a predicted model, not a curated record.